UGAAUACACUUUCCACUUAUGUCCUUGUUGAAGAAUGUCCUCAAUUUCCAAGCUGGACUUGGAGUACUGGCCAAUUUGUUUCUCCUUUUUUUCUACACUUUCAUAAUCCUAGGUCACAGACCUAAGUCCACAGACAUGAUCUCCUGUCAAUUGGCCUUCAUCCACAUAGUGCUGGUCCUCACUGGAGCAGAUACUUGGCUUUGGGACAUAUUUGAGUCACUGGACAUUGAGAAUGACUUCAAAUGUAAGACAACUUUUUACGUAAACAGAGUGAUGAGAGGCCUCUCCAUCUGCAUCACCUGCCUCCUGAGUGUGUUCCAGGCUGUCACUAUCAGUCCCAGUUCCUCUUUCUUGGCAAAAUUUAAAUAUAAACUAAAAAAAUAUGUGAAAUAUGCUGUCUUAUUUAUUUGGUCUUUCAACUUGUCAUUCGUUAGCAACCACAUCUUCUAUGCUGGUGCUUUUACCAACGUGAGUGAGACCAAGCAGAUGAAGGUCACUAAAUUCUGCUCACUCUUCUCCAUGAACUACAUCAUCAGGGCACUGAUUUUAACAGUGACAAUGUCCAGAGAUGUAUUUCUUGUAGGAGUUAUGCUGACCACAAGUGCAUACAUGGUGAUUAUCUUGUUCAGACAUCAGAGGAGAUGCAAGCAUCUUCACAGUCUCAGCCACCCAAGUGUGUCUCCUGAGAAAAGGGCCACACAGACCAUCUUGCUGCUGGUGAUUUUCUUUGUGGUCAUGUACUGGGUGAACUUCAUCAUAUCAUCCUUUGCAGUCCUGUUAUGGAUGUAUGACCCAGUCACCCUGAGUGUUCAGAAGUUUGUGAUGAAUGUCUAUCCCACAAUUACUCCUUUGGUACAAAUCAGUUAUGAUAUCAGAAUAAUCAAUAUGCUGAAAAGCCUGAGGUCAAAAUGUCACCAUAGUUUUUUAAAAUGGUGA
Alexandromys fortis (reed vole) is the source of this 936-nucleotide messenger RNA. RefSeq names its product putative vomeronasal receptor-like protein 4. Gene Ontology annotation, cellular component: membrane. Gene Ontology annotation, molecular function: pheromone receptor activity. The coding region runs from base 19 to 936 and encodes 305 amino acids. The record is from RefSeq and is a predicted model, not a curated record. NCBI's taxonomy places the organism in Eukaryota, Metazoa, Chordata, Mammalia, Rodentia, Cricetidae. Gene Ontology annotation, biological process: G protein-coupled receptor signaling pathway. The transcript has a single exon.